Malus domestica (apple) is the source of this 645-nucleotide messenger RNA. Lineage: Eukaryota; Viridiplantae; Streptophyta; Magnoliopsida; Rosales; Rosaceae. The record is from RefSeq and is a predicted model, not a curated record.
AUGAUGAUGAGUUACUCAAAGUCGCUUGUGCUAUUGCUUGGAGUGAUGGUUCUCAUCACUUCAUCUCUAGCUCAAUACAAUGAGCAACCCAAGCCACCUACCUCUAGUCCUAUUUACAAGCUCCCAGCUCCCAUCAAGAAACCCCCACCCCCAUUUUACAGAAAGCCAUCACCACCACUAAAACCACCAACUCUUCCUCCCAUUGUGACAAGACCACCACCCCCGUUUUACAAAAAGCCAUCACCUCCACUAAAACCACCAACUCUUCCUCCUAUUGUGAUAAGACCACCACCCCCAUUUUACAAAAAGCCAUCACCUCCACUAAAACCACCAACUCUUCCUCCUAUUGUGAUAAGACCACCACCCCCAUUUUACAAAAAGCCAUCACCACCACAAAAACCACCAACUCUUCCUCCUAUUGUGAUAAGACCACCACCACCAUCGCCUCACUCAAAACCACCAACUACUCCAUCUCCUAUUUUGAGAUCACCAUUACCUAGGCCCGUGAAAAAGCCACUUCCACCACCUCAUGCCAAACCAACAACUCUACCUCCAGUUGUAGGGAAGCCACCCCCCACCAAAGUAUUCGGGACACCCUCCAUCGAAGAGUCCUCAACAGCCACACAAGCCGGCGGCUCCAUAUAA